Messenger RNA from Eucalyptus grandis, 1966 nucleotides. RefSeq names its product trigger factor-like protein TIG, Chloroplastic. Gene Ontology annotation, biological process: protein transport; 'de novo' cotranslational protein folding; protein unfolding. Lineage: Eukaryota; Viridiplantae; Streptophyta; Magnoliopsida; Myrtales; Myrtaceae. The record is from RefSeq and is a predicted model, not a curated record. Gene Ontology annotation, molecular function: protein folding chaperone; ribosome binding; peptidyl-prolyl cis-trans isomerase activity.
CCAGCGAAACUACAAAAGCGGCUCUCUAUCUCCAGAGUCUCCUCCAUAGCUGAAGCUUCCGCGGAAAUGGAGCUCUGCAUCAGCUCCACAUCGCCCCUCAGUUCGAAUCCCUCUCGUUUUCUCGACUCCAUCUCCUGCAAGGCCUCGACCUCGCUCCCGACCUUAUCGCUUCAAUUCCAGCACGCAUCCUUCGGCCCCCGCAUUCUGUCGUCACCUCCGGCGCGAACCCACCGGCUUCGUCAGCCUCUCUCGUCGUCUCCUUCGAAUGGCCGCCGUUUCGCGGUCUCCGCGUCUUCCGUCGCCGUCGCCGCCGAGAAGGACCGGCUGCCGGCGGACAUCGAGGUCACGGAGGUCCAAGAACCGAACAGCAGAGUGAGAUUGAGUGUUGAAGUUCCACCUGUGGUAUGUGAAGAUUGUUACAGAAGGGUUAUCAAGGAGUUCAUGAAGCAAGCUAAGGUUCCUGGAUUUCGUCCUGGAAAGAAUGUCCCAGAGAGCAUUCUCUUAAGUUACAUAGGGAAGCAAAAUGUGCAGAAGGCUACUGUUGAGUCUAUAUUGAAGAGGACACUUCCCCACGCCAUGUCUUCGGUGUCCGGUCAAGCUCUGAAGGACUCAGUUCGCAUUGUGACAAAGUUUUCUGAGAUGGAGAAUACCUAUAUAUCUCUCGGUUCCCUCAGAUAUGAUGUCAUUGUUGAUGUGGCACCUGAAGUCAAGUGGAUUCCCGAAGAUGGAUACAAAAGCUUGAAAAUUGUUGUUGAAAUAGAUAGUGAAAUUGAUGCUCAGAGAGCAUGUCAACAAGAACUAAGACGGCGACACAAAUCAUUAGGCACGUUGAGGAUUAUAACUGACAGAGGACUCCAGAUUGGGGAUGUCGUUGUCUUGGAUAUAUCAGCAACAACAAUUGAUCAAGAUGAAUCCAAUGUUAAAAAUAUUCCUUCUGCAGAAAGUAAAGGGUUUCAUUUUGACACUGAAGAUGGUGACAAACUGAUACCCGGUUUCCUCGAUUCAAUAAUCGGCAUUCAGCGUGGUGAAACAAAGUCUUUCCCACUUUUCUUUCCUGAUAACUGGAAUCAAGAAAAUCUACGCGGUGUCCAUGCUCAAUUUACAGUUGAAUGCAAGGAGCUAUUUUAUAGAGAACUACCAGAGUUGGAUGAUUCGCUUGCUGAAAAGCUUCUUCCUGGAUGCACCAGCCUGAAGCAGGUCGAGGAUUCAUUGUUGCAAAGAUGCCUAGAAGUAGAGCAAACGGCUAAAGACCAAGCAACGGACAAUGCAAUACUUGACCAGCUUUCAAAGAUGGUAGAGAUUGAUAUCCCCCGUUCUUUAUUUGAAGAACAAGGGAGGCAGUUCUAUGGGGCCCAGCUUCUACAGAUACAGGCAAAUAUGAAGUUAAACGAACAGCAAUUGGCUUCUCUUUCAACCAAGGCAGUGAACGAGUAUUUGGAAAAUCAGAAGGAAAAUAUCACUCAUGUAAUUAAACAGAAUUUGGCAGUUGGAGAUAUUUUUAGACGUGAAAAUCUGCAGUUCUCCACUGACGAACUUGUCAAGGAGGUUGAGGAUUCAAUUGCUGAAUUUAAACGCCAUAAGCAGGAAUAUGAUGAAGAACGUGUGAGGGAACAGGUUCAGGAGAUUCUGGAGGGCGCAAAGGUGCUUGAGUGGUUGAAAGAACGAGCAGAAAUUAAUUACGUAACAAGGUGAGAAAGAGAGAGAUCGUGCAUGUAAUUUUUCGCUUUUCAAAUUUUGAAAACCACAUUAGUGUAGCAUCAGAAGUUCACGACUGCCAUUGUGCGGGUGCAACAAGCUGCCGAAGUGCUCUAAAAUAAGAGUAGCAGCUAUGAAGCUCGAAAUGAAUUAUGAGAUGACUCAAAUAAGAGAGUAUAAAUCGUUUCAGAAGAUUGUUAACAUAAGCGGAGACAAGGGGUAAGCCUUAGAUCUAAAACGGUCGAGUAGUAUCUGAUGGCAUUUUCAAUUA